UGCAUAAAUUGUAUUUUGAACCAAUUAAUGGCAUUGAUGUUGAGAACUGUAGGUAUAAAUACGAUGUUUGUUAAGAAUGAAGUAUCAUUCGAUCGCUUGCUCUAUUCAAGCGAUUAAAACAUAAAUAAAAUGAAAUUUUUCGUUAUCGCAUUCGCCAUUUUGGCAACAGUUUGUGGGGAAUACUCUAAUGAGUAUCAAAUUCCUCAAGAUGCUGGCCUUUCUGUAGAGGAAAUCGCUUACCAAGCUCCUGCCAAUGAAUACUUGGCCCCAGAAGCACAGAUUACUUCAGGAGUUCUCGCCGAUGAUGGAUACCGUUACAAAACCGUGCGCAAGUUGCGCCACCGUCAACGUCGUGAUGUCAGUGAACUCAUCCAAUACUUGCCUCCUACUCAAGAAAUCGCUUAUGAAGCUCCAUCCAACGAAUACUUAGCACCAAUCGCUCCCAUCGCCCCAGAAGCACAAAUUGCUUCAGGAGUUCUUGCUGAUGAUGGAUACCGUUACAAGACCAUUCGCAAGCUGCGCCACCGUCAACGUCGUGAUGUCAGUGAACUCACCCAAUACUUGCCUCCUAGUCAAGAAAUCGCAUACGAAGCUCCAUCCAACGAAUACUUGGCACCAAUCUCCCAAGAAGUACAAAUUUCUUCAGGAGUUCUUGCCGAUGAUGGAUACCGUUACAAGACCGUUCGCAAGUUGCGCCACCGUCAACGUCGUGAUGUCAGUGAAAUCACCCAAUACUUGCCUCCUAGUCAAGAAAUCGCAUACGAAGCUCCAUCAAACGAAUACUUGGCACCUAUCUCCGAAGAAGUACAAAUUUCUUCUGGAGUCCUUGCCGAUGAUGGAUACCGUUACAAAACCGUCCGCAAGUUGCGCCACCGUCAACGUCGUGAUGUCAGUGAACUCACCCAAUACUUGCCCCCUGCUCAAGAAAUCGCAUACGAAGCUCCAUCCAACGAAUACUUGGCACCAAUCUCCCAAGAAGUACAAAUUUCUUCAGGAGUUCUUGCCGAUGAUGGAUACCGUUACAAGACCGUUCGCAAGUUGCGCCACCGUCAACGUCGUGAUGUCAGUGAACUCACCCAAUACUUGCCUCCUAGUCAAGAAAUCGCAUACGAAGCUCCAUCAAACGAAUACUUGGCACCAAUUGCUCCUAUUGCUUCAGGAGUUCUUGCCGAUGAUGGAUACCGUUACAAGACAGUUCGCCGUUCACGUCAUCGUCGUGAUGUCAGCGAAUUGGCUUCAGCUCAAUACCUGCCUCCUGUUCAAGAACAAAUACCCCAAACUCCAAUUGUUUCAAUUGCCCCUGUUGCCGAUAUUCCAGUUCUAAACAACGAAUAUUUGGUUCCCGUUGAACAAAAUCAGAACAUUUUGGCCGAUGAUGGAUACCAUUAUAAGACUGUCAGACGGUUUAAGAUUCGCCGUCAUUAGAAUAAGUGUUGA
Molecule: messenger RNA, 1437 nt
Organism: Eupeodes corollae
Lineage: Eukaryota; Metazoa; Arthropoda; Insecta; Diptera; Syrphidae
Product: nuclear pore complex-interacting protein family member B13-like
Exons: 2
Coding region: 130-1425 (431 amino acids)
Source: RefSeq, a predicted model, not a curated record